Erigeron canadensis is the source of this 1634-nucleotide messenger RNA. RefSeq lists its product as uncharacterized. The record is from RefSeq and is a predicted model, not a curated record. The transcript has a single exon. NCBI's taxonomy places the organism in Eukaryota, Viridiplantae, Streptophyta, Magnoliopsida, Asterales, Asteraceae. The coding region runs from base 28 to 1374 and encodes 448 amino acids.
CACCACCAAACCAAAGAUCCAACCACCAUGAACCACCACCACAACCCACCAAUCCACCACCAUACAACCACCACCCAAAUCUUGAAACAAUCCACCACCAUAUUAAUCAAUUCCAACCAUCUUUCAACCUUUUUUCUCUUAUCUUUUCUCAUCUUUUCUCUCCGAUUAAACGUUGAAACCGCAACACACUCCCUUACUUCAUUCAUUGAUCAUGACCCAUCAAUUAAAUCUUUAUUAAACCGUCUUCAUCUCCCCCCAUCAUCAUCCAAUCACCAUUCUCCACGUGUCAAGAAACCUUUUCUUCAGCUCACCCGUGUUGGAACCCUCGACGAUGAUGAUUUCUUCUCUGGUGAUGAAAACCCGGAUCAUCGGUUUUUCGAUACGGCACGUAAUAUUAAAAAGAAUCAAACUUUAUUGUUUUUUGAUUGUUUUGAUCACUUGGGGUUUGUUAAUUAUUCGGAUAAUGGAGUUCGGGUGCCCGAAUUGGUCCCGUCUAAUGGGAAAGUUGAAUUUAAGCUAAGUGAGUCAGUUGGUAUUGAUGAAAAGAUAGAUGCAGAUGAUAUAUAUAGUGAAAAUGUGAAUGAGGGUGUUGAAGAUUUUCUAAAAAGAUUUGAACUUGAGCAUCAUGAAAUGUCAGCACUGUUGUUUUUGCUUGGGGUUUUAUCGGCUUCGUAUGGUUUUGCGAUUCUUGGUUUUGUUGUAACUUAUGCUUGGGUGCUUGGGAUUGUGUUUGUUGUAGUAGUGAACGAUUUGUUAAAAGGGUAUAAGUCGUUUGUUAGGACUUUAUGGGACGGGUCGAAUUUGGGGUUGAAGCGUUUGUCGGGGUUUAUCGUUAUGAGAUGGGCAAUUAGGGAUGCUUUGACGCAGUUGUUGGGUGUUUGGUUUUUUGGUGAGAUCGAGGAUCAGUAUUUGUUUUUCAAGAUUUUUGUUAGGUUGAAGUUGAUGCCUUUUUCGAUUGUUUCUCCUUGGGUGAAUGGGGUUGAGAAGGAGAUUUAUGGGUUUUUGUUGUCGUGGAUUUUGUUGGAUACGUUGGUUUCAUUUGUUUUUGCUGUGGAUGCUUGGAUUGCGAUGGCGGAUACCAGGAAAAGUGUUAGGGAAGUUGUGAAAGAAGGGUGUCAUUUGUUGUCACUAAUGUUGCAUCCUGCGAUUAAUCUUAAGUUGUUGGAAGGUAUAGUUUGCGGGUCGUUUGCAAGAUGGGUACUUGCAGGGCUGUUUGGAAAGUUGUUUGCUUCUGCUUUCCAGUCUUUUAUGGAGGUAUACUUUAUGGUGACGUGGCUUUUGUACUACUUUUCUGUCAAGUCUAAAGAUGCUAAUGCUAGUGGAGUACCAUUUGGUCAAAGAGAGCUUGAAAGAUUACUUGAAGAUGUUAGAUAAUGGUUGCUACAAAUUUUCUUAAAUUAAUCUUCCAAAAGCCUCGGAAUUUGAGCUCAAAGUGAAGCGGUAAUCUUCAGUGCUCUUUAUGUUGAUUGUAUCAUAGCAAAAUGUAAUUUAGCACUGCCAUUGUUUUUACGACACCAUCUCAAUGUUUUUUAUCAUAUGUACUUUAAUUAAGAGGCAGAUAUAGCAUGUGUAUAAUUUUCCCUCGUUGAUCCCCUAUAUAGGUUAAUACAUCUUUUUGUUACAUUUUGGAGUAA